UCUUUUUCUGCUCUCGCGUAUCUUUGACUUCCGCUUCCGGGAAGAAGUUCUUUCUUUCUCUGUGGAGGCGACGUUGACGGUGGCAAGAUGGUGAGAUGUUUGGAUCCAAAGCCAUCCGCUUCGGGGGCUAAGGGCAGCGGUUCGGGCGUGGGUCUCAGAGAAGCGGCGACAGACGGCCGACAGGGCUGGGGGGAUUUGGUUGGGGAAUCGCUGGGUUGUGGAGAGAAGGGAGGUGGAAAAGGCCCGAGGUUGGCAAGGCCAGAAUGGGCAUGGAGGGGAAGGGUAGACCCUGAUUGUGCCUGUCCAGGGAGCGAGGUCCUGAUGGUAGUGCAGGUCGCUCUUAGGCUAUUGUAGGCUGCGCUGUGGUUCAGGUCGCGGGGGUGUUGGCGGAGGGCACGGUGCAUAUAAUGGCAUUUACAUUUCUGCGUAUAGAAAACUAGCUUGUCUGUGGAAAGGUUUCCAACCCAGCCUUCUCGUGCUGAUUUUCUGCUGGCGGGGAUUUGAUUAUUUGUAAUUCCGUCGUGUAAACCUGUCGAUUGCCAUGUGUACCUCAGAAGACCAGUUGCUGUGGGAUGUGAGAAUGCUGUUGUGCUCAAGUCCUGUUUUUAUUUUAUUUCACAAUUUACACUUGAAAAGAACACUGCUGUGAGCUAUGUUCCAUUGGCCCCUUGUAUGCAUUUUCGCUAGGUGGGUUUUCCUAUUAAGGGGCAUCUUACUCUGCCUGACCACAUGGUAUGCUAAUUAUCUAGUUAGCAGGAUAUAAUCACAUGGUUGCAUGCAAAGCUAAGGAGACACACUUACUGCUGUAAAACUUAACUUGCUCUUCUUUGCCAGGUGAACGUCCCCAAAACCCGCAGGACUUACUGCAAAAAGUGUGGGAAGCACCAGCCCCACAAAGUAACCCAGUACAAGAAGGGCAAGGAGUCUUUGUAUGCUCAGGGUAAGUUGCAGAAGUGUACAUUUUACUCCCAAUUUCUUGGAAUCACAAAGAGCAUGCCUGCAAUAUUGUAGAAAUUGUACAUUUUUUUGAAACUUGGGAUUGCCAUCUGUAAAACAUUAUUUGAGCAUAUCUUUCAUUAAUUUAAGAAAAUGCAGGAGGAGUACAGAGCAUUGUGCCAUGUGGGAAAUACGGAAUCAGUUCAUGUCGUGAAUACAUGAAGCGUUCUACUUCAUUAAGUGGAUUUUGCUUUUACUUUGCAGUGUUGGCCUUUGUGUGCACAACCCGUACAAAAUGUGGAGGCGGGGGGGGGGGGGAUAAGGGAAUAAAUACAGAGGUUCCCUUAACAUUUAAAAAUAAAGAUUCUCCCUGCAUAUACCUCAUCACACAACACUGUGACAGUAAAAUAGAUAAACAACACCUGGCUUGUGAAACCUCAGAACCAUAGGGGAGAAAAAUAGGCAAGGUAAGCUGUUCCGAGAAUGUGUGGCAGGAGGAAACAGUUGCAUGUUGUAGGAAUACAGAUAGCCAACCUACCUCAUGGUGAAGUUGGUUUUUCCUGUGUCUUGUAGUGUUUAGGGGGGUUGAGUUUCAAGUAGACUUCACUGUUAUCUGAAGGAUUUAAUUUCUUCCCAUUAGGAAAGCGGCGAUAUGAUCGCAAGCAGAGUGGCUAUGGUGGCCAAACAAAGCCCAUCUUCCGCAAAAAGGUGAGCCUAACUGGAAGGCUAUGGGAACUUGUAUGGUGCAACUUGAAGCUGAGUAUGCUGGUGUGGAACUGGAGAAUUCCUGUUGCGGGUUUAUUUCAGGAAUUAAUAUGAAUGAAUGAAUGAAUGAAUGAAUGAAUGAAUGAAUGAAAAAUCAGGACUUCUGGGACUGGAUCUUCCUUUUUAGGAUCUCAGCUUAAUUUUGGUCACUUUUCAUUUUCACGGAAUACUAAUCUGACUGAUUACCUCACCUUUUCACUUUUCUGCUUCCCUUUCUGCCUUGCCUUGUAAGUAGGUGUAGGGAAGGUAGGGGACAAAUGUUGAGAUAGGCCUUUGUCAGGGCCUGAAUAGACUUUCUUUUCUGUUUCAGGCAAAGACCACAAAGAAGAUUGUGCUGAGACUGGAAUGUGUGGAGCCCAAUUGCAGGUCAAAGAGAAUGCUGGCCAUUAAGAGGUGCAAGCACUUCGAGUUGGGAGGAGACAAGAAGAGAAAGGUACAAUCCUUUGCUAAGUCAUGUUCUGUGCAAUGCUGGCCCCAUCCUUUAGUGUCCAAAGUGAUGCUGCCUGUCUUGCUAAUUGUGGGUGUUUGUUGUGACAGUGAGAGAUAAUAGCUGUCCUUUGGACCAUUAGAUUGAUUGUAAAAGUGGGUUUGAUAUAGUGUGAUGACAGAAAAGAGUUGGAGGAAUAAAUAAGUGAAAACAAAUCAGGAUAUGUACACCUUUCUCAUGCACCUAUCUUGUUUUAGGGCUUUUUGUAGGAGUGCAGUGGAUUCAAAUAGUAUGAAAAACUAUACUUUUCAGGGUGCCUUAUAUGGGACCCACAAUCAUGCACGUUUAAAAUCAUUUUCUAGGUUUAUCUUUCGUCUUUGGGAGUGGUCCUGGUCAGCUGAUAGCAAGUGAUAAGCGUCUUUUGCAAAUGGGGGGUGGUGGGGAAUCUACAAAAUUAAAAAUGCUUUUGGGUGCUGUUGGCUGUAUACUCAGUCUGGUUUUUUUAUUUCCCCUUACAGGGCCAGGUUAUCCAGUUCUAGGCUGCUGUGGAACCCAUUGUUGGUUGGUGUAUGAAAUGUAAUAAAAGUCCUAUUGGAUCACCCUAAU
This is a messenger RNA of Podarcis lilfordi (Lilford's wall lizard), 2734 nucleotides long. The record is from the annotation of a GenBank genome assembly. Lineage: Eukaryota; Metazoa; Chordata; Lepidosauria; Squamata; Lacertidae.